AUGCUCACGCGCUUGGGCGUCGCCGUGCGCCCACGGCUGCCGCGCUCGGCCGCGAUCUCGACGGCGGCGGCCGCUGAGGUCGGCGGUGCCAUCGACUACGCCUCCUACCUCACUCGCCGCAGUCGGUCCCGCAGGCCUUCUGCGAUUCGCGCGCUGCAGCCGCUCGUGGCGAUGCCCGGCAUGAUCUCGCUUGGUGGCGGGAUGCCCAACCCGUCCACGUUUCCCUUCGCAAAGCUGACCGCCGAGCUCACGGAUGGGACGUCGGUGGAGCUGAGCGGAGCCUCUCUCGAGGCGGCGCUCCAGUACAGCCCGACGCAGGGCCUGCCCGCGCUCGUGGCGCACCUCGAGCGGCUGCAGGACGAUGAGCACGGCCGCGCGAGUGAGGACCGACAGCUCUGCGUCACGACGGGGAGCGCCGACGCGCUCUCCAAGGCGUUCGACGCCCUCCUGGUCGAGGGCGACGCGCUCCUCGUCGAGUCGCCCACGUACUCGGGCUCGCUCGCCUACCUGCAGCCGCUCGGCUGCCGGCUCGUCGGCGUGCCGUGCGACGGCGCCGGGCUGCAGCCGGCGGCGCUCGAGGCCGUGCUGGCCGGGUGGGACGAGGCCAGCGAAGGGGCUCGCCGGCCUCGCGUGCUCUACACGAUUCCGACCGGGCUCGCGGCCCCUUCUUUUUUGGGCCACGCGGCCAGGGCCCGUUCCAACCCGACGGGGGCGUCGCUCGACGCGGAGCGGAAGCGCGACUUGUACGCGGUCGCGCGGCGGUACGGCCUGAUCAUUCUGGAGGACGACCCGUACUACUGGCGCGCAACUCUGGCGUGGAUGGUGCUCUGGAGGCGCAGCGGUGGUUUUGGCGCCGCGCGCACGCCGUCGCUCCUCUCGAUGGACGUCGACGGGCGCGUGCUGCGCUUCGACUCGACGUCCAAGCUGCUCGCUUCGGGCGCCCGGGUCGGCUGGGCGACAGGCUAUACUAUUCACAGCUACACCUAUUCACAGCUAUACUAUUCACAGCCCGCGAGCAACCUGCACACGUGCGGCGUGGCGCAGGCGCUCGUCGCAGCGCUCUUCGACGUGUGGGCAGAGCGGCACGGCGGCGACGCGUCCGCCGGCUUCGCCUCGCACAUGGACGGCGUGGCCGACUUUUACAAGGAGCGGCGCGACGUCUUCAUCGACGCGGCGGAGCGCCACCUGGCCGGGCUCGCAGACUGGUCCGUCCCGACGGCGGGCAUGUUCUGCUGGAUGCGGCUGCGGGGCGUCGACGACUCGCACGCUCUCAUCUCGGCAAAGGCGCGCGACGCCAAGGUGCUGCUGGUGCCGGGGCAGUCCUUCAUGCCGUGCGGCUCUGCGUCGCCGUACGUGCGAGCGGCCUACUCGACGGCGUCGCCCGAGCAGAUCGACGAGGCGCUCCGGCGGCUCGCGGCGCUGCUCCGCGAUGCAGAGGGGGCGAGGAGCGACUAG
Messenger RNA from Emiliania huxleyi CCMP1516, 1455 nucleotides. Its product is annotated as putative aminotransferase. NCBI's taxonomy places the organism in Eukaryota, Haptophyta, Isochrysidales, Noelaerhabdaceae. The record is from RefSeq and is a predicted model, not a curated record. Gene Ontology annotation, molecular function: pyridoxal phosphate binding; transaminase activity. The transcript is spliced from 4 exons. Gene Ontology annotation, biological process: biosynthetic process. Bases 1 to 1455 code for a protein of 484 amino acids.